Molecule: messenger RNA, 3285 nt
Organism: Echinococcus granulosus
Lineage: Eukaryota; Metazoa; Platyhelminthes; Cestoda; Cyclophyllidea; Taeniidae
Product: Phosphatidylinositide phosphatase SAC2
Exons: 22
Coding region: 1-3285 (1094 amino acids)
Biological process (GO): regulation of endocytic recycling; phosphatidylinositol dephosphorylation
Cellular component (GO): clathrin-coated endocytic vesicle; early endosome
Molecular function (GO): phosphatidylinositol-4-phosphate phosphatase activity
Source: RefSeq, a predicted model, not a curated record
AUGGAGCAGUUUGUGGAAGUCUUUCAAACUCAUAGCUUUUAUGUAUUGGUCAGAAAGCCCUGUGCAUUGUUCAUAGAUCGGAUUAACGGAGAUGCUACCUUUAAAUAUGCUACGAACAUAGCAGCUCUUUCCGAUGCCGUCAAUCUUGGUGUUGUUGAGGGCGUUCUCGGGAAGUUUCAGUGUAUUGCCAAUAGUAACUGGCAUUUGCUCCUUAUAAGUGAAAGCGAAUUUGUGUGCUCUCUCCAUGAUGGAAUUGAGGUCAGGCGAAUAUCGAAAAUCGCAAUUCUCCCCAUUUCACCCUCGCCUCUACCAAAAACAUUUCAACUCAACAAGACCUCACGAAGUGGCAAGGAGUCGAUUUUGACACACGAGCAACCGUCAGCCCAAAAGCAGCCGGCAAUCGUGCAAGCAGUUCAAAACACCAUCAAAGCGGCAUCUGAUAUUGUAAAUUUUAAACAGGAGUUGGAAAAGCUUUUCGAAGGCGAGUCAGACCAGUUUUACUUUGCAAGGUGCGGUGGUGAUUUGACGCUUUGGACGCAGCGACGAGAAUGUCGACGUCUGCGGGGUGAACUGUGUUACUGGGGUGAUUUGAAGGUAUGCCCUCGCACCUGUUGGUCACCCAUUUGGUGUCGUUACGACAAGUCUUUCGUGUGGAAUCACCGUAUUCUUCAAGAUUUGGUGGCUCCUGCUCUCCAGUACCUCCAUGUGGAGGAGGGGCUGCCCAAACUCGUCACUGCAUCGCGAUCACCCUCCCCUGUCGAAGAGAGUGAGAGGAUGGAGGCGGGAAUGGAGAUGGAUGAAACAAGGCAGCAGGUUGCUGCGGAGGCAGGUCAGCCCACUCGACUGACUGAGUGCCUGUGCGCUCUCGAGUCCAUGCUCCCACCGAUUAUCAGCGGUUUCGUGAAGCAGCACAAACUAGCCCUCCAUAUGUGGGAUGUGGAUGGUCGCAUUAGUCCAACUACACCAGAUCCCGUCACCCUGACUAUUAUCUCUCGGAGGAGCCAAUUCAGAGCUGGCUGUAGGUAUCGACGAAGGGGCAUUGAUGAAAGGGGAUAUGUGGCGAAUUAUGUCGAAACGGAACAGGUGCUGGAGGUGCCCAGCGAGGUGAGCGUGCACGUCCUCUCCUUCCUGCAGAUUCGCGGCUCCGUGCCGGUCUUCUGGACCCAGACGGGCAUCAAAUACAAGCCCCCGAUCCAACUACACAAAAGUCUAUCGGAGAAUCGGGAGGCCUUUCGCUUGCACAUUGAGCGUCCACUGCGGAAGUUCGACCGGUUGGUUGUAGUGAAUUUGGCUGAGACAGUACCAGGUCGCCAGGAGAGUAAAAUCACCGAGGCAUUUGUGCGACAGCUCCUGCUUUUCAACAAUCCUAAGGUCACAUACGUCGGCUUUGAUUUUCACGAAUAUUGCAAAAAUCUUCGCUUUGGAAACGUUUCCGUUCUUUUGGAGGGUAUCAAGGACAUCAUCCGUGAUAUGCAAUAUUAUUGGCUACACAGGAACAAUCUCAUGUGCAAACAGGAGAGUGUUUUUCGAGUAAACUGUAUCGACUGCCUGGAUAGGACAAACCUCGUGCAAAGUGUGUUUGCAACCUCUGUGAUAGAAAUACAAUUGCGCAGGCUGGGUCGCCUACCACCGGAGGUGGAUCUGCCAGUGGAGUUUUCGCGAUCAGUGCAAUCGAUAUGGGCGGAUAACGGCGACGCCCUCUCUCGCCACUAUACCGGCACCGCCGCCAUGAAGGGCGACUAUACGCGGACUGGCUUCCGAACAGUAAAUGGCUUGAUGAAAGACGGCGUUUCAUCGAUGAGCAGGUACUACCAACGCUUCGGUGAGAUCAAACGUCAGGCCGCUAUUGAUUUUCUUCUUGGCCACACGAACAGUCCUGAGCUGCGGUUCCUUCGGAACUGCAGCACUGCAGACGUACCUGUUAAGGAGCAUUCGAGCAUAGAAGUAUCAUCCCUUUUGGCUGCGGUGAGAUCCUCCUGCCUUCAGGUGGAUGAAGACCCAUUCUUCGAGUUCGUUGCCUCCAGUACCGUUAUGCAACUGAGACGCAUAGAUGUACGAGCCUUCGGGAUGCUGACCAGCAAAUAUCUCCACAUUGUCAGAUUCGUUGAUGAUCCGCUCACUAAUCAACAGGCACACCUGCAUAUUCCCGUUUCUUCGAUCACACACAUUGCCCUUGGCUUCUCCUGUCCUGUAUAUUCACUUCACCACAACGUCUCCGCAUUCCAAUCAACCGCCCAUGGCUUUCUGCAAUUAUUCUUCCAAAGAAGUAUGUCGGCCACCAGAACAAUGAUGACGGUGUCUAUUUUUUGCCCUUACUCCUGUUUACCUGGCAUUCUAUUUACUUUAACUUUCAAUAAAAACGUGUUUCGUGUGCUCCAGGUGGAGUUUCGUUCAAGUGACGACGCCAGUGGGGAGAGUGGGGUGUCGGCUCCCUCCACUGUGCUCAAGCGUCUCCCCCCCCAACAGGGUACUAGCGGUCAAUACUGUCUGGCCUUACGUCAGGCUCCCUUCCGCCUCUUCAACAACUAUCUGGUCCCCAUCUCCAGCGCGGAGGAGGCCACAGAUGCCCUCCAUGCCGUCGCCGAAUCCAUCACUGUGCUCCUUCAAUCCAUCGAUCAGUCUACCGAUCAGUUGGUGCUAGCGGAGACGCGGGCGACGGGCAUUUCGGUUAUGCAGCGGCGUUUCACGUCAUCACUACCCACAGAAUUCACGCGGCCACUCGCCCCUGCUGUCUGCAAUGCUCUGCAGCAGCAUCACGAUUGCCUGUAUCCCUUUCUUCUCUCCCUGCACCCGCCUCGCCGUCCCCGGCGCUCCCGACGUGUCCCUGUGGAUAACCUCAACCACUCGUCCAAGCCGGCUCAGCGCAUCUGCAAAAGGAAGAAUUCUUUGAAACCUACACCUCCUUUAAAUGUCUCUCAAACUGAGGAGAUCGGUACCUCAAACGGGACAAGGGUUUUACAAAGCACGUCGGAGGAAUGUAUUGAAGCAGCAACAGAAGAGACGGACGAAGAGAUGUUGGCGCCGGACAGCUCGGAGGUAAUGGAAGGAAAAGAGUCGAGGAGUAAGUGUGGCAUCGCAGAACAGGGAGUUGAACCUCCCUUUGGCUCCGACGUAGAUGAUAUGCCCGCGCACAUCAUAAAACCUAGCCAUUGCUCCUCAAUUUCUGACUUGAUGUACGAGUUGGAAGACGCGGCCUCCAUUGCAACCGAGGAGGAGGACGAGAGGGUGGAAGGGGAGGACGAUGAAAAUGAGAAAACGUGGGCUGCGGACAGAUGCCUCAACUGA